CGCUUCCCCAGAGCUGGUGACCGGGAAGUGAUUUCUAAGACUUGGGCCGCGUGCAUCGCUUACUGGGGAGUCGGUAGCCGCGACCGCUGCGAUGACCAAAAUAAAGCGAGAUCCAGAUGAGCAGGAGGCUCAGCCGGAGGCGUCCUCCGGGGAUCGUACUUACCACGAGCUGCUGGUGAAUCUGAACCCCAUCGCGCAGCCCCUGGCUUCUCGCCGCCUCACGCGGAAGCUCUACAAAUGCAUCAAGAAAGCCGUCAAACAGAAGCAGAUUCGGCGCGGGGUGAAGGAGGUUCAGAAAUUUGUCAACAAAGGCGAGAAAGGGAUCAUGGUUUUGGCAGGAGACACGUUGCCCGUUGAGGUAUACUGCCAUCUCCCAGUUAUGUGUGAGGACCGGAAUUUGCCCUACAUCUAUAUCCCUUCAAAGACGGACCUGGGUGCAGCCGCAGGCUCCAAGCGCCCCACCUGCGUGAUAAUGGUCAAGCCGCACGAGGAGUACCAGGAGGCCUAUGAGGAGUGCCUGCAGGAGGUGCAUGCCCUGCCCCAAUCGGUGUGACGGACCUGGGCGGCAACCUGGGCACCUGCUCCAGAAGCUGCUGGUCUGGCGGCGAGCUGGCUGGCUACCCUCCUGCUGCCCACUCAGCAUCUCCCCAGCCCCUUGAGCACAUGUUUUUUCCCAGGAAGCUCCAACAGUUAUUUUGUGAAGGCAAAGCCAUCAUCUUCUCCAUAGUGCUGUUUCCUGAUGAAUUUCCUGGCAUUCAUUUCCAGAGACGAGGUGUGGGGGAAGUAAAUGCUCACACUAAAA
Messenger RNA from Rhinolophus ferrumequinum (greater horseshoe bat), 802 nucleotides. It is a transcript of the gene NHP2, whose product is annotated as NHP2 ribonucleoprotein. Lineage: Eukaryota; Metazoa; Chordata; Mammalia; Chiroptera; Rhinolophidae. The transcript has 4 exons. Gene Ontology annotation, cellular component: nucleolus; box H/ACA snoRNP complex. The record is from RefSeq and is a predicted model, not a curated record. Gene Ontology annotation, molecular function: box H/ACA snoRNA binding. Gene Ontology annotation, biological process: snRNA pseudouridine synthesis; rRNA pseudouridine synthesis. Bases 92 to 553 code for a protein of 153 amino acids.